AGGGAAGCGAGAUUCAUGGCGUGCUUCCGCUUCAAGCUAUGGUGGAUGGCGCAAAAGAUGGGGAACAGAGGAGCAGAGAUACCCUGCGAAACACAAUUCCUACUUGUGGAGAACAGGCCAGAGAACGAAGAGAACACGGACACCUCAUACUCCGUCUUCCUUCCCAUCCUCGAAGGCCCCUUCCGAGCUUCCCUUCAAGGAAACCCUAACGAUUUCUUGGAUCUAUGCAUCGAAAGUGGCGACGCAGAGAUCUGCACCGCCGACUUUUCCCACGCCGUCUUCGUCGGCACCGCCGUCUCCGACCCCUUCGCUGCAAUCACCGGCGCAGUUGGCGUCGUCAAAUCCCAUCUCAAAACCUUUCGCCUUCGUGAGGAGAAGCGCGUUCCGGCGAUCGUUGAUUUUUUCGGAUGGUGUACCUGGGACGCCUUCUACCAGGAUGUCACUCAAUCCGGCGUCGAAGCCGGUCUUCACAGUCUCAUCUCCGGCGGCGCGCCACCGAAAUUUGUCAUCAUAGACGAUGGCUGGCAAUCCGUUGAAUCCGAUAAAGCAUCUCCGAAGGAAAACUCAUUGCCCCGGCUUAUCGGGACUAAAGAGAAUAACAAGUUCGAGAGUAUGAAAUCCAUGGUUUCGAGGGCGAAGGAGAAGUAUGGGCUCAAAUACGUUUAUGUUUGGCACGCGCUCGCCGGAUAUUGGGGCGGAGUUCAGCCUGGAGCGCAAGGAAUGGCGGAUUUCAAGUCAACCAUUCAGUACCCAAAGAUCUCACCUGGUGUUGCAGAGAACGAGCCAUGGAUGAAAUCAGAUAUACUCACCUUGCAAGGCCUUGGGUUAAUGGACCCUAAGAGUGUUCACAAGUUCUACAAUGAGUUACACAGCUAUCUCGCAGUCAUCGGCGUUGAUGGGGUCAAGGUGGAUGUGCAGUCCAUUCUGGAAACGCUUGGCACCGGCCAUGGUGGUCGAGUGGAGCUUGCGAGACAGUACCACCAUGCACUCGACGCAUCCAUUGCGAAAAAUUUUCGUGAUAAUGGGUGCAUUGCCUGUAUGUGCCACCACACUGAUGCGCUCUACUGUGCGAAGCAGACAGCGGUGGUGCGAGCGUCAGAUGAUUUCUAUCCUAGGGAUCCGGUUUCACAUACCAUUCACAUUGCAUCUGUGGCAUUUAAUAGCGUUUUCCUUGGGGAGUUUAUGGUUCCCGACUGGGAUAUGUUCCAUUCCCUUCAUCCGGCUGGUGAGUUCCAUGCGUCGGCUCGUGCUAUCAGUGGCGGCCCGGUUUAUGUUAGGUGAGUGCUUGGAAACUUUUUUUU
Phalaenopsis equestris is the source of this 1301-nucleotide messenger RNA. Its product is annotated as probable galactinol--sucrose galactosyltransferase 6. Lineage: Eukaryota; Viridiplantae; Streptophyta; Magnoliopsida; Asparagales; Orchidaceae. The annotation marks the transcript as partial. The transcript has 2 exons. The record is from RefSeq and is a predicted model, not a curated record.